UAUAUAUAUAUAUAUAUGUGUGUGUGUGUGUGUGUGUGUGUGGUCUUCCUACAUAUGCAACGGUUCACACACUCCUGCCUUAGAUCUUCUCCUUAACUAAUCGAAAAUGCGGCGCUUAAUUGCAGCUACUCUCGCUCUUACUGGUAUCACUAUCGCAGACACGUCAGCGAAGUUCCGUCUGCGCACCGCCAACAACCCCGCCGUCGCAGAUUGGGCAAUUUUGAACACACGGUACGAUGAGGGGACAUACCUAGUCUACGUUCAGCAAUCCCAGGGAUACCAGUCCGACGUGUCCUUUUUAGAUGGUGACUUAUUAUUCUUUGAGAUUCCCUUCGAAUCAAUCGCGCACGGUCUUCGCGUUCCUGACGUCCCAGAGGGCCAAGUCAGUGAAGUGUAUACACAGCAGGGCAAAGGCGUUCCGGGCUUCGUGCUCAGCGAUGAUGGUUAUCUGAUGUACAACGGUACUGUAGAAGGCUGGUGGGCAUGCCCCAUCAACGACGUCUACUCACUCUUUUACGGCGUCGAGCCCGACGAGGCGAACCUCCCUAGCAUCCUAUGUCAAAGCUUUCAGCUUGCUUUUGAAUAUAUCUGAAGGUGGACACAGCUCGAUUGCGUGUCUUGGACUUGAAGGAGCAGGGCACGCCGGGAGUGGGGGCCACGAGUUCGUAGAAGCUUACAAGAAUCACACUACACGACAUCAAGUCUGAUUCUUAUAGAUCUCGUAUCAUCUCUCAUAGACUUCCUGACGAACGGCUACAAGAGCAUUUGGAUAAUAUUCAGAGAAGAUUAGCAUGGCUCCUGCACUAGAUGACACGUGCAAUCAAAGAGAUGCAACUAUUUCCCCCCCUUCUUGUCUGUUGCUGUUUGCUCCGUAAUAAUAAUCUCUACGCUCCCCGGUUUAUCUAUUGACGAGCGGAUAGAAUCCUGAGUUCUCCAGAGGCCAUGGUCGUAC
Messenger RNA from Xylaria bambusicola, 952 nucleotides. RefSeq lists its product as uncharacterized. The record is from RefSeq and is a predicted model, not a curated record. NCBI's taxonomy places the organism in Eukaryota, Fungi, Ascomycota, Sordariomycetes, Xylariales, Xylariaceae. The transcript has 3 exons. The coding region runs from base 107 to 592 and encodes 161 amino acids.